Saimiri boliviensis boliviensis (Bolivian squirrel monkey) is the source of this 1126-nucleotide messenger RNA. NCBI's taxonomy places the organism in Eukaryota, Metazoa, Chordata, Mammalia, Primates, Cebidae. The record is from RefSeq and is a predicted model, not a curated record.
UUUACAUCCAGGAAGGGAUUGGUCAGUCACCUGUGCCAGGUACCCAGGGGACCCUGAGCCCAGCGGUAUAAAGGGCAGCCACGGGAGAAGCAGCACAGCCUCUCCCAGCCCCAGCAAGCCACCUGUCAGGCUGCCGUGAACUCAGACCCCGGAGAUGAAGGUCCUGCUCCUGGCUGUCAGCCUCAGCCUCAUUGCUGCCCUGCAGGCCCACCACCUCCUGGCCUCGGACGAGGAGAUUCAGGAUGUGUCAGGGACAUGGUAUCUAAAGGCCAUUAUGGUGGACUGGGAGCUUCCUGAGAUGAAUCUGGAAUCGGUGACACCCAUGACCCUCACGACCCUGGAAGGGGGCAACCUGGAAGCCAAGGUCACCAUGCUGAUAAGUGGCCAGUGCCAUGAGUUGAAGGUCAUUCUGGAGAAAACUGACGAGCCAGGAAAAUACACAGUUGACGGGGGCAAGCAUGUGAUGUACAUCAUCAGGUCGCACGUGAAGGACCACUACAUCCUCUACUGUGAGGACGAGCUGCACAGGAAGUCGAUCAGAGUGGUGGAGCUUGUGGGGAGAGACCCCGAGAACAACGCGGAAGCCUUGGAGGACUUUGAGAAGGCCGCAGGAGCCCGUGGGCUCAGCACAGAGAGCAUCUUCAUCCCCAGGCAGAGCGAAACCUGCUCUCCAGGGAGCGAUUAGGGUGUAGGCAGAACCAGAAUCCCGACCGCAUCGCUGUCCUUCCCACAUCCUCCCGCUGGUCUGCAGCCACCCGACGCCUCUUCACUCAGCAGGGAGCUCUGUGGGCAGCCUGCGGGGGGGUCCCUGCACCAUCUGCUCCAAUCUGGAGGCUGGAGCCCCCACCUGCAGCCCCCGAAAGCUCAGUAUGUGCCCCCCCACACCAUAGCCACCGAGGGCCGGGCAUGUAACCCCCACCAUAGCCCCCAAGAGCCCACAUGUGUCCCCCACACCAUAGCCCCUGAGAGCCCUGCGUGUGCCCCCACACCCUAGCCCCUGAGAACAUGCAUGUGCCCCCCAAACAAUAGCCCCUGAGAGCCCGCAUGUGCCUCUGCCCGGCAGUCCCCUAGAGCCCACAUGUGCACCCCACACCAUAGCCCCUGAGAGCCUGGCAUGUCCCCCCAC